Messenger RNA from Monodelphis domestica (gray short-tailed opossum), 3845 nucleotides. The record is from RefSeq and is a predicted model, not a curated record. NCBI's taxonomy places the organism in Eukaryota, Metazoa, Chordata, Mammalia, Didelphimorphia, Didelphidae.
AGGAUGGCGACUGGAAGCUAGCAGAAGCUGAACUCAGUCUGCAGGCUUCCGCCGCGGUUGUUUCCCAAGUCUCUGGCCUUGGGCCGAAAGAGCGGGUCGUCUUAGAGGAGAGGAGAAACUGUUUGGUUGGUUCGGAAGAUUUUUAGAAUUCACAGAUCCCAAGAAUAGUCCUAAAAUUGAACCAAGUAGAAAAACCAUGAAGAAACAUAUUGAAUAUUGAUAUUAAAAUUAAAAUCAUGGCCUCAUCAGCAAAUAUGGAUAUGGGAGCCCAGCUGAUUGCCGAAGAAUGCAGUAACAGCUACAGCCUUUCUGACAUGACGGACGUUAAAUUAGAGCACCCAUUGGACUCAAAUCCCGAAGAAAACCCAGCCCAGAGUGUUGCUAUGGGGAUGAAGUUCAUUUUGCCUAAUAGAUUUGAUAUGAAUGUGUGCUCUAGAUUUGUAAAGUCCUUAAAUGAAGAGGAUAGUAAAAAUAUUCAGGAUCAAGUUAACUCCGACCUCGAGGUGGCAUCUGUCCUAUUUAAAGGUUGAAAUUUAUGCUGAAUGCAAUAUUCAUACGUCCCCUUCUCCUGGGAUUCAAGUAAGGCAUGUCUACACUCCUUCAACAACUAAACAUUUUUCACCCAUAAAACAGUCAACUACUUUAACAAACAAACAUAGAGGAAACGAGGUAUCAACAACACCUCUGCUCGUGAAUUCCUUAUCUGUUCACCAGUUGGCUGCUCAGGGAGAAAUGCUCUAUUUGGCCACUCGUAUUGAACAAGAAAAUAUAAUCAACCACACAGAUGAAGAAGGAUUUACCCCUCUAAUGUGGGCCGCUGCUCAUGGGCAAAUAGCGGUGGUAGAGUUUCUGCUUCAGAAUGGUGCAGACCCACAAAUUUUGGGGAAAGGACGAGAAAGUGCCCUGUCACUGGCCUGUAGUAAAGGGUACACAGAUAUUGUCAAAAUGUUGCUAGAUUGUGGAGUUGAUGUUAAUGAAUAUGAUUGGAAUGGAGGAACUCCUUUACUUUAUGCUGUGCAUGGAAAUCAUGUGAAAUGUGUAAAAAUCCUACUAGAAAAUGGAGCAGACCCAACUAUUGAAACAGAUUCUGGAUAUAAUUCUAUGGAUUUAUCUGUAGCUUUGGGCUAUAGGGGUGUUCAACAGGUUAUUGAGGCGCAUUUGUUGAGACUUCUGCAAAAUAUCAAGGAAUAGACUUGCAGCGUCAUCAGGAAAUGUUCUGUAAAAACCAUUUGCUUUUUUUUUUUAAGUCUCAAGUGACAAAGACUUGUUUACUUUUUAAAACUUUACCUCAAUCACAAUAUUUACUGAUUUUUUGUCAAUUUUAAUAAAUCUCCCUCAAAGUAAUUCACUGGUUUGUAGUAGACUUGGUGUGGAUGUUUUCUUUGUAAAUAUAUUUUACUGUAUAUUUAAAAAGGUAAAUUAAUGUUCCGUUGCAUGUAAACUUUUCUAAUUUACAUAGCUACAUAAGUCUUCAUAUCAAGUGUAGUGGUUUUACAUUUUAAGAAUUUAUUCUAUUUUAAACAAUACUCCCUUCUCUCCUGUGUUUACUGAUUGACUUUACAUGGAAUUUAGGUGAAUUCUCAUAGAAAACAAAUUGCAUUGUUAUAGUUCUUAAAAGUGCACAAAGUGUGAUUGUUUACAGAGUGCUAUUCACUUAUAAAUAAAAUAGUUCUGUCUGUUUGCAUCGCUGUCCUUAAAAAAUUCAAGGUAUAUUUUGAACUUCUUUUAGGGUUUCAGCUUAAAGUGUUCUAUUAGCAAUUUUAAAUAUUUAUAAAUAUUCUUGUUUUCGAUGUACCUGAAUGUAAAGGUAAAUUUAAUAUAUACUCUCUCAUAUUCAAAUGAAUAUUUGAUCUUAUCCAUCUGGAUGUUUACUCCAGUAAGUGCAAAUUACAGUCUCUUCAUGUCUGCGUCCUUCCCUAAACUCAUUUAAGGGCAUUGUGCUGAAACCUCUCCUCAUGUUCUCCUGACAUCAGAACAUCUGUGGAGCACUCAGUCUCUCUACCUGCCAUCCUUUGCUGUGUAACUAGCUUGUCUUCUCUUCCUAUCAGACGUUUCUCCAGUAACAGCCUGCAUUGCUGUUCAUCAUGGUUCCCUCGGCUCUGUGUGGCAGCCUACUCACUCACCCCGAAUGCCUCUCCGUUGCUCUUGUGAUGCCAUUUACCUUUGCAGCGACCUGUGUUCCAUUUCAUAGCCUUAAAAUAAUGUAAUUAGCAUAUUACUCUUCAAAACAUGAGCCUUUGUUUUUGGAGAAAAUGUGGGGGCGUUAAAGGAGCCCUUCAGUUCCCUGAAGCUAAUGACUCCUGCUCUCUUCCUUUCCUCUUGUUUAAUUGUGGGCCUGGCUCCUCGUUUUCUCUGUCCCUUCCGUGUAAAUUCUAUACAAUGCACAGAUGGCCAAUAGACUUCUCUGUCCACUCUUUGAUGUGGAUGGUGAGGGCCAACUCCUAAAUGGUUAAGAUUUUCUUCUAGGAGGCUCCACCGUGUUCCAGAACUUGAUGUAACCAGCAUAAUGUCAUCUAGGAAAAGGAGCAUCUAGAGCACAGGGAACCUUUGCAUCCUAGACUCUGAACUGGUUCUUCCUCAUUACAGUCAUCAUUUGGCCGGCGCUGGGCUCCCUCCCCCAACACUUGUGAUCCUGGAGUCACACUUAUUAAGGAAGGGUAUUUCUCAUUGCGCUUCUCAGAAUCGUGAACAGUUCUGCUCAAAGGAGCCUUGUUGGGAGGAAUUUUAAAGUGGCGUGUUGUUCUACAAAAUGAAAUGCUUUUUUUCAUAAACAGUAGUUAGUGCAGCGGGGCUUUGUAUCCUCUCUAUCAUUCAAUCAGUUAUGUACAAAGGUAAAGGCGUGGUCCACAGUAGAUAUGUCUUAGGAAAGCAUGCCUGUUCUGUAGAAAUACUCUCAGUGCAUCCUUGACGUGUGUACAUAAAUGAGUAUCAUAGAUUUUAUAUAACAGACAAAGUAAGCAGUGUGGAUGUUUGGGACUUGGAGCCAGGAAGAUCUGAGUUCAGGUCCUGCCUGAGCAAGUCCCCUUCUCUCGGCUACAGUUUCCUCAUCUGUAAAGCUGAAAAUGAUCACAACACUUACCUCACAGGGUUGUUGUGGGGUUCAAAUCAGACAACAUAUAAAGUGGAUCGCAAAACUUAAAAUGAUCUGUAACUGUUCCCUAUUAGUGAUUGUUGGUGUUCUCCAAGUUGCCCUUUUCCUGUAUUAGGAAGGUCUAAUAUUGCUUUAACAUACUUUGGCUAUGUUGUCUUUAUUCGUUACUUUGUGAAUGAAUCCCUUGGAAUUGUAUCCCUCUUUCCUCUGUGUCCUUUUGAUCUAAUCUAAUUACUUUUCCCGUCUUUGUUGUCUUCUGUGCCAUCUCUGAAAUAAGCACAUUUGUGACUGUAUAGUCAGGCAAAGUGUAGUGGUUCUCAGUGGUAAAAACAGUUCCAGAAAAAACAAUGUUCUUUUUUUCCUUCUGUUUAUUGUACCUCCAUUUUUAUCCCUAAAUAUCCCUUGGGAUUUUUUGCUGAGUUUGAUCUGUUACAGAGUAGUUGGGUUUUGUCAGGGGUUUUUUAAAGUGCACAGAUUGUGAUUGUUUACAGAAUGCCCUUCAAUUGUACCUUUAAUCUCUACAUUGGUUUCACCCUCUGCUAUUUCUCCCUGCUUUUGGAGGUGAUGCUGUCAUCCAUCAUUGUUCUUUAUAAGCGUUUUUAAAUGACUUUAUAUGCUAACCUGGUUUUGCCUAUUACCAUUAUAUCUCGUCAGUUGGCAAGGAGAUGUCUGCAGAAUAAGGUGCUUUGUUAGGCUUUCUUGGUCUCUGUUAUGGAAUUUGAUUUACAUCAAUUAAACUGUAAAGUUGUUAUGA